GAAUACAGACACGAAUAGAAACUAAGGUGACGACUUCUCAGUUUUGUGUAAUCAGUGAAACCGAUGGCUUAGGUGCAGCAGGGUCACGUGGUGGCGGUGACACACCUGCGCAGGGCCUAUAGCGGCGACAGAUGCACGAGCAGCACAGGUAGAGCAGAGCACAAGGUUCCACGCAGCAAAGGCAAUAGGGCGCAUGUAUAUGUGUGCACACACACCCGUUGGAUAGCCCUGGCCCUCGGCAGUCAUGAAUCGAGAAGAGCACUACUAUUCCCCCGCGCAGCUGUUCAAAGACCCCUGCCCCUACCAGAGACCCCACAGCGAGGACUUCAGCCACAGCCCUCCGCCCUGCCUCUAUAUGGGCCGGCAGGCUCAGUCCGUCUAUUCCUCGCCUUCCAUCGGAGGGCUAGACCAGGCAAGUCUCCCUGAUAUUGCUCCGUACAGUAUGCCCAUGCGAGAGGACCCAGGUGUGCCGCAGCUCCACCACCCCCAGGCGCCCCAGCAGACUAUCCAACCGGGGGGUUACGGAGACCCGGGGGAGCUGGCUCUGUGUGCCGAUAGGAACAGAUACCACCUGCCUUUCCCCUGGAUGAAAAGCACCAAGUCUCACGUGCAAACCUGGAAGGGACAGUGGGCAGGCCACUACAUGGAGGCAGAGGAGAACAAGCGGACAAGGACUGCCUACACGCGAGCCCAGCUCCUGGAGCUGGAGAAGGAGUUCCUGUUCAACAAGUACAUCAGCAGGCCGCGGCGUGUCGAGCUGGCCCUCACCCUCAGCCUCACAGAGAGACACAUCAAGAUCUGGUUCCAGAACCGACGGAUGAAGUGGAAGAAGGAGGAGGACAAGAAGAGAGUGAGGGGGGUCGACCCCGAGCAGGACUCGUCCAUUACGUCAGGGGACCUGAAGGAUGAGGCUGGGCUGGGGGUCGGAGGGGCUGGGAUGGGGGUCGGGGGGGCAGGGGUGGGGGUGGGGGUUGCAUUGGCUGGGGCUCCCACACCGGCACCUCUCACCACUACCACCACACCCCCCUCACCCCUACACUCCCACUCCCACUCCCUGUCAGGUUCGAGAGACUCGGCUUAGCAGGGCUGAUAUGGGUGAAAAUUGGGCAGACACUGAGGAAAAGGAAGGCACUUUUCAAACAGACUCCGCUGGCAUCAUUCAUGUUCAUUGUCGGCCGUGAAAGAUUGAAGAGAUGUGAAGGGAGAGGACUGCAGGGACAUUGUCUGUGAUGUCAUCAUUCUGCGACUGAACUGACCUCAUGUUGGUGUUGAGGACCUGAGGGGCAUGCACUGAUGAUGACACUUUGCAUUGGACAUACAUAUAGACCCACUUUAUACUAUUGCUCUGAAUCCCUGGGCAGUAGCACCAGCAGCUUGGAGAGACCGUGGUGAUACAGACCACACAACUCUGGUGAGAGCUACUUUUAAAGCAAGCUUAGUGCUUUAAAACCAAUGCACUUCAGAUUUCAAACUUUUCUCUGAACAUUUUGGCAGUAUAAUGUAUGCAGUUUACGCACAGUACAUGGUUCUGCUGUCAAUAUUAACAAUACUGAUGCAUUUUCUGAUAAAUUGUUAUAUGACAAAAAUGAGUCACUCAUACCAGUUAUAUAGCCUUUACAUAUGUGUUAUAUAGCCUUUACAUAUGUGUUAUAUAGCCUUUACAUAUGUGUUAUAUAGCCUUUACAUAUGUGUUAUAUAGACUUUACAUAUGUGUUAUAUAGCCUUUACAUAUGUGUUAUAUAGACUUUACAUAUGUGUUAUAUAGACUUUACAUAUGUGUUAUAUAGCCUUUACAUAUGUGUUAUAUAGCCUUUACAUAUGUUAUCAUAUUGUUAUGUCUAAAUGAUAGGCACUGUGAAGAAUGUACUAUAUUUUGAAAUCUUUAUUAAUUAAGCUAUCAUCUCAGACUUAUCAAAUUAAAGUGCAUAUUUGAAAUCAGAAUAAAAUCAAUGAAACAUC
Molecule: messenger RNA, 1959 nt
Organism: Oncorhynchus masou masou (cherry salmon)
Lineage: Eukaryota; Metazoa; Chordata; Actinopteri; Salmoniformes; Salmonidae
Gene: pdx1
Product: pancreatic and duodenal homeobox 1
Exons: 2
Coding region: 245-1081 (278 amino acids)
Biological process (GO): regulation of transcription by RNA polymerase II; type B pancreatic cell differentiation
Cellular component (GO): nucleus
Molecular function (GO): DNA-binding transcription factor activity, RNA polymerase II-specific; RNA polymerase II cis-regulatory region sequence-specific DNA binding
Source: RefSeq, a predicted model, not a curated record